Molecule: messenger RNA, 970 nt
Organism: Colletotrichum costaricense
Lineage: Eukaryota; Fungi; Ascomycota; Sordariomycetes; Glomerellales; Glomerellaceae
Product: cyclopentanone 1,2-monooxygenase
Exons: 1
Source: RefSeq, a predicted model, not a curated record
AUGGCCGACCACGACACCGGAGGGGAGCCUACAGGAACGCUUGCUCCCGAUGUCGUCAUUGUGGGCGCCGGCUUCAGCGGCUGUUACGCUCUCUAUAAGUUGAGACAGCUCGGGUAUUCCGCCAAAAUCCUCGAGGCCGGAAGUGACUUCGGCGGCGUCUGGCACUACAGCAGAUAUCCCGGAGCCCGGGUUGACUCGGACACGCCGUCAUAUCAGUUCAGCUUACCAAAGGUGUGGGAAAACUUCAAUUUCAAAGAGAGAUUUCCCGGGCACGAGGAGAUUCGACGAUACUUCUCUCACGUUGACGCCACCCUCGAUCUGCGAGUGGAUACCAUCUUCGAUGCCCGAGUUGACAACGUGAAGUACAACGCGAGCAGCGCGCGAUGGAACUUCCAUACGGAACGAGGUCUUCGCAUCUCGUCAAGAUUCGCCAUCUUCGCCUGCGGAAGUUUCAGCAAGCCUUAUCUCCCUUCUUUGCCGAACCUGGAGACCUUUCGUGGGGAUAUCAUCCAUCCAUCCGCUUGGCCUGAACGCCUUCAGCUGAAGGGCAAAAACAUCGGUAUCAUAGGCCAAGGCGCAUCCGGUCUACAAUUGGUUCAGGAACUCGCAAAAGAGGACUGCCAGUUGACUGUCUUCGUACGGAACCCCUGCCUCACAAUUCCCAUGCGCCAGAGAAGCCUCCCGUACCGAGAGUCGGAGGAGUUAAAGAACUACUACGACGGCAUAUUCUAUAAGGCAAAGUUCGGCUCAUCAUCAGCCAUUGCCUACAAUCAAAACACGGACUACUUUCAUGGCACGAGCGAUGAAGACAGCCUUGCUCUCUUCGAGCGCCUCUGGAACAGGGGAGGUUUCGGUCUGACGUUGUCGAACUAUCGCGAUGUCAUGUUCGACAAAGCGGCCAACUCGAGCGUCUACGACUUUUGGGCUCGAAAGACCAGGGCUCGGAUGACCGAUCCAGAGAAAAGGGAUA